GUUGCCUCUUUUCUAUCGAGUCGCGACAGUCACAUUUAUUCGCGUCUUUUUUCUGGUCUCUGUAGCCAGCAAUGAGCAUCUUCGGCAACAAUUCGUCUACAUUUGCGCCAAAACCAGCAGGCGCCUCGAUCUUUGGAAACACUACUCCAGCUCAGCCAUCGAAUUCUACGUCCAUCUUUGGAGCCAACCCUUCAUCUUCAAAUACUGGGACACCUGCGACUGGCUCUAUUUUCGGAGGCGGCGGCACUGGUACUUUUGGACAACAAACUCAACAACCGCAAGCAGGAGGAACAAACAUUUUUGGACAGUCGAACCCUGGUGGAACUGGAACGAGCUUGUUUGGCGCUCAGAACAACCAGCAGCAGCAGAGUGGCACUGGGACCGGGUUGUUUGGGCAAUCAAAUACUGGAGGGGCUGGAGCGGGGUUGCUUGGUGUUCAGAAUAAUCAGCAACAACAGGGUGGAACUGGGACCGGAUUAUUUGGACAGUCUAAUGCCCCCGGAGCUGGAACAGGAUUUGGUCAGAAUCAGCAACAACAGGGUGGAACAGGGACCGGAUUGUUUGGACAGUCUAAUGCCCCCGGAGCUGGAACAGGAUUUGGUCAGAAUCAGCAACAACAGGGUGGAACAGGGACCGGAUUGUUUGGACAGUCUAAUGCCCCCGGAGCUGGAACAGGAUUUGGUCAGAAUCAGCAACAACAGGGUGGAACAGGGACCGGAUUGUUUGGGCAGUCUAAUGCCCCCGGAGCUGGAACGGGAUUUGGUCAGAACCAGCAACAGCAGAGCGGAGCAGCGCCAGGAACUGGUGUUUUUGGCGGGCAGCAAUCUACAGGAGGAACGGGAACAGGGUUAUUUGGCCAGGGCAAUCAACAGCAGCAAGGGGCCUCGGGGACAGGAUUGUUUGGGCAAUCCAACACCGGAGGAACAGGAACGAACCUGUUUGGUGGCCAGCAACAACAAGGCCUGACAGGGACUGGAAAUAACCUCUUUGGCACUGGUGGGACAGGAACAAACGUUUUUGGCAACUUCGGUCAGAAUACCCAGCAGCCUGCGGUGGGUACGAGUCUGUUUGGCCAAAACACUGGAGGAACUGGCAAUAGUAUGUUCGGACAACAGCCACAACAACCACAACAACAGCAAGGUUCGUUGUUUGGAGGAGCUUCGGCCGCAAACCCGUUCGGUGCAAACACUCAACAAAAUCAAACUUCGCUUUGGGGGAGACCAGGUGCGCCUCAACAUCUGCAAUCCAACCACCAACAACCGCCUCCCUUUACAAAGACCACGAAAUUUAACGAUCUCCCAGAGGAGAUCAAAAAGUUUUUUGAACACAUCGAUACCCACAUACAAGGCCGGGUUCAAAUUAGCAAAGAGCUUCACCAACGGAAGCUAGGCGAAGAAGCAACAAAAGGUCAAGAGAUUGUUCGCUCCGUGAACAGGGACCUGAUCCAUACAAGCACUACGAUCCGGAACGACCUUCAAUUCACAAAGGAUCUUAAGGCAAAAGCUGAUCAAGCAGUUCAAGAUACCAUCGUCGCGACGCGGAUUAUAGACGGAUUCAGAAAUACCCAGGCAAAUGGCGCUUAUCUGAAGGACCAUGCCAGUUUCCCACUUGAGUUCUUCACCCGGAUAACUCGUCAGACGAAGGAAAGAUUAGCGUGGUACAAGUCGACAAUCGAGCAAAUCGAAAGAAAAUUAUCGUCAAUGGCUAAUCAGCCUCAUAUAACUCCCCAACGCAUCGUUUCGGCAUUACAGGCGCAACAUGCCACUUUCCUGGCUCUUUCUGGUCGGACAGCUACGCUUGAUACAGAAUUGCAGAAGAUAAAGACCAUGUAUACUCAACUGUGGCGUGCGAGGACGGGAAGCGUACGGGACCCUUUCGAUGGCGGUGCUGACAUGGAGCAGAGUCUGAGACCUGGUGCCACUAAGGGAGAUAAUUUAACUUUGAGUGCCUUGAAUAUUCGAUAAUGCUCUAAUUCCUCUUUUCAUUCCUCGCUCUCUACUGAUACUCUGAAAGUUCUUUACAGAGGUAGCCAGAUACAUACAUGGAAAUGUAGGCAUACUGCUCGUUGUUGAUAUCAAAUAUCGUCAACCGCUUCACUUUCCUUGUGAUUUCCAAAGCCACUUAUGCAUCUUAUUUCAUGCCGUA
Messenger RNA from Marasmius oreades (fairy-ring Marasmius), 2145 nucleotides. RefSeq lists its product as uncharacterized. The record is from RefSeq and is a predicted model, not a curated record. Gene Ontology annotation, molecular function: structural constituent of nuclear pore. Gene Ontology annotation, biological process: nucleocytoplasmic transport. NCBI's taxonomy places the organism in Eukaryota, Fungi, Basidiomycota, Agaricomycetes, Agaricales, Marasmiaceae. Gene Ontology annotation, cellular component: nuclear pore. The coding region runs from base 72 to 1964 and encodes 630 amino acids. The transcript has 9 exons.